CGAACGUCUUGUCCGCUACCUACUCCCGCUCGUGCGUGGAGUUUUUUCGUCACCCCAACAUAGACAAACAGGCCUCAAACUGUUUUCAAGUGUAACAAAAGUGUUUCGGAAGUACACGGGUGCAGCGGCUGACGGCCAGGCGAGCACCUCCGGUUCAAGCCGGGGUGACUCGCAGUCCGUCGACGCUGAAUCCGUGUCACUUGCCAGCGCUGUAACAUCCGGGAUGGUUACGAUAAUAUCGAAGCUAAAGAUCGGCGUGUGCAGCUCGCCGCCACCAUUGGAGAACAACCCAAUAUUGCAAUACUUCGAGGUGGGCGAUGAGUGUUGCAAUGCUGGGCCCGGCCUGGUGUGGCGAGUGCACGAUGCCUACAGGAAGAGCGAUGGAAAGGAGUGUUCGGUGUUCGUAUUCGACAAGCGUAUAGCUGACAGGCUGUACAAGCCGAAGCGCAAGGAGAUCAUGAUCGAGAGGAUCCGCUACUGCGUCAGCCAGCUCGAGAAGUUGCGUAACCCGAAGAUGCUCCAGAUCAUCCAUUCCCUGGAAGAAGGCAGUUAUACCAUCGCGUUCGCAUCCGAGUCCGUGUUAGCCAGCCUCCAUAACAUCCUGGCAUGGCAUGAGUCGGAGCCCUUACUGCCGAAUUGUCAACCGCCGGUCAUGCCCCAUCCGUUAACGCUUGCGCCGCCGGGCACGCCGACUUCACCAUCUCCAACGGGGUCUCCGGUGCGACCUCCUUUCGCAAAGGAGUACUACUUCAUAGACCUUGAGCUGCGUUAUGGUCUGCUUCAGAUCAUCGAAGCACUGCAUUUCUUGCACUACACGGCGCGUCAGAUCCACCGCAACGUAUGCCCUCAAGUUAUCAUUGUCACCAAACGUGGCACUUGGAAACUCUUUGGGUUGGAAUUUGUGGAGGACAUAACGGGCCCGGACCCGACUGAUAUGGUUCCCGUGGUGCCAUGGUCCGUCAAGGUGGCUAAGUUCUGCCAGCCUAACCUGGAUUUCAUGGCCCCAGAAAUGCAGACUAACGCACAAUGCAACAUAUUGUCGGAUAUGUUUUCUCUGGGCCUUGUCAUCUGCGCCAUCUUUAACUGCGGCAAGUCUCUGAUCCAAGCCAACAACAAUCCGAUACUCUACAUGAAGCAGAUGGAUUACUUGGAGCAACAAGUGAAUGCUGUACUGACGCGCGUGCCGUGCGGCCUUCAAGAGGCAACGCAGCGUCUACUCUCGAGGGACCCCCACCCUCGUCCGACCACCCAACUCCUGCCACUGAUUAAAUACUUCAAGUGUCAGAGCGAGCCGGCAAUCCAAGCGAUGCAGUUCUUGGACGUGAUCACCAUGAAGGACCCGCACCAGAAAGCCAACUUCUAUACCACCAUGCUCCUGGAAGCAUUGCCCUACAUUCCGAAGAAACUGCGUUGGCAACAUGUAUGGCCGGCACUGCAAAUGGAAGUAAGGACCGCCGAGGUGCUGGCGCCUGUGCUGCAGCCCAUCAUCUGGCUCACUAAUGAAGCCACUCAUGAGGAGUUCGAUAACUACGUUCUUCCCGUUCUGAAGAUCUACUGGAACCUAAUGAAUUCUCCGAAAAGUAUCCAAGCAUCUGUAACGUUGCUAGAGAAUUUGCAUAUCAUUUUGAAGAAGGCCCAAGAAGAAAUGAUCACCAAUGAGCUUAUGCCAAUGCUGUACAGGUCAAUGGACCAUAAGGCUCACCAGAUCCAGACGGCGACUCUGAUUGCACUGCAAUCUGUCCACGAAUACGUGGAAGACGAGGAUUUGCGAAACGUUGUGGUGGGCAAAGUGAAGAUAUUGCUCGAAAAGAACAAGAGCGAUGUUAAGAUCAUCAGUUUGACCCUCGGAUUCUACGAGAAGGUUCUCUCUAGACUGGAACGUGACAACAUCACAGACAGCGUGAUCCCAACCCUGCUCGCCAUGCGGCUGAGCGACCCCGACAUUGUCAAUCGGGUCGUCAAGCUUUAUAAGGCGAUCCUAAUGGAAAGGAAGUUUGGAUUGACGCCUUGUGCCAUGGCAACUCAAAUGAUACCAUCUUUGGCACCGCAGACCGUCAAUCCUGGUUUGAACAUCGAACAGUUCGGCAACCUAAUGGAGGUAAUAUUGUAUGACAUGCUGGACAACAUCGAUAAGAAUCAACGUCAUAAAAUGAGAAUGGAAGGGCUUGGCACCGGAAGCCCCGACCGCUACCGGGCCCUGCGACACCAGCGAAGCACUGAUAACAUGAACGCCCCGCCGUUCAACAUCCCCAACCUACGCGUCGAGCAGCGCAAGACCUCCAGCGCCGAGGACAUGGCGCGUAAAAACUCCGCCAGUGGCCCUAGCCCCAUCAGCGGCAUUGGUGCCUUUAAAAACAAAUUUGCCCUGGGUAAAGGCUUCGGUCAGUGGUUUUUCGGAUCGAGCAGCUCCGCUAAUAACGAUAGCAAUUUCCUGCGCGUCGGCAACGCUUCACCCAAUCGCCGUCUAUCAGAUAACACUCUAAUGACACCUAAGAUUCGCAUUGCACCGUCUUGUGCGUCCUCUCCGGGUGGGACUCCAGGUGGCAAUAAUUCGGGCCUGCCCUCACGCCGCCACUCCAGCAUUGGCCCCCAGGAACGUCGUGCAUCCGCUGUUAAUCUAUCGCCGCCAACGGGCUACCAGUUCAGAGGACGCGGUGGUUCAGGCUCGAGCCUGUCAGUGCCGGCGACCUCCCAUCCCGUCGGGGGUUCGAUGCCCAAUACAUCGUCCAGCGUGCCGUUCUUGCUGACGUCUUCGAUGCAGUCUAUUCGUUCGCGGCGUCCAUCGUGCGCGAGCGGAAGCGCAAGCGCCCAGGGUGGGUCCGGUCUGCUGCAGCAGAUCAGCAGCGGCAUGGUAAGGCACCUCCCCAUAGGGUCGCACCACAGCAUGCAGGCGCACAUGCACGCGCCGCUCGGAGCCAUCCAGAGCGCCACCGCCGCCGGCUACAACGCCCUGCAUCAGACCGCCAUGGCCGUGCGCAAAUGCCCCUCUCUGAAUAUUACACUUACUCGUUAGACCCUCAGCUAAACCAUCGGGGAUGCGGCCGUCUGCGCAAAACUUCUUCUCGCCGGGCGACCGUAGCUACACCGACUAACCUAAAUGCUCUAAUACGUCUUAUUUCUUCGGCAACGGCGAUCCCCGUCCGAUCCCUCUAUGUUCUGUAGUAUCUAUGUUGUUCAUGUUAUGUAACAAAUUAGAUUUAUUUGCAUUUAAUUUCUUAGAGUACGUGUGUUUAGUUUAUGUAUGUUAUUUAUAUAAAGAUUAUUUAUAUACGAACCAAAUGAUAAUUUGCUUUAAUUAACAUCGAGAAUGUUUUUGAUUAUGUAUACGAUAUGCCUGUCGACGUGAGAGAAACACUCCGAGCUUUAAAUUGAUUAACCGAAAACAUAUCAACAUCAUUUUCUAUAGCUUCAAAAAUAUUCUUCGUAAAUUGUGUUAAACUCAUAUGUGGUAAUCCAAGAUUUCUCCGUUUUAAAUAUUUUAUUUCGAUUAUGCCUUUUAUUAUUAUAUUUUAAUAAUUUACUACAAUUAUGAUUCAAAUAAAGGUUCGAAAAUUUGUCAUUGUGUAAAGGAAACAUUAAAAAAAUGAUAACCUCAAAUAUCAACGAAAUAAAUAACUUGAUAAUAUAUUAAUUAGUGACUAUAAUAACAGUUAAACCAUCACAAUUAUUAUUUAAAAACAAACAUUCAUAAUAUUGAUUUAAAAAUGUGCCAAAAACUAAAAGCAAUUUCAGUCCACAUCGAUGGAUAUUAUGGCUCAAUAUAAAAGAAUAGGGGCUCUUAACCGCGAGCACUUUAAUUUAUUUGAAAGGCCUACGUUUCGCUCGUAAAACACGAGAGUGAAAUACAGUUUGUGAAAUGACAAUGAAAAUGGCCGCUCAAUAAAAUUUCAGUUAUGAUAAUAAAAGCAAGAAUAUAAACUUGACCGAAUCAAUUAACAUUUUAUUUAUUUAUU
Papilio xuthus (Asian swallowtail) is the source of this 3953-nucleotide messenger RNA. RefSeq names its product SCY1-like protein bma (gene bma). NCBI's taxonomy places the organism in Eukaryota, Metazoa, Arthropoda, Insecta, Lepidoptera, Papilionidae. Gene Ontology annotation, biological process: protein phosphorylation. Gene Ontology annotation, molecular function: protein kinase activity; ATP binding. The record is from RefSeq and is a predicted model, not a curated record. Bases 224 to 3013 code for a protein of 929 amino acids. The transcript is spliced from 18 exons.